AUGGUGGAGGGGCAGGUGGCGGCGCUGGGCGGCUCCGAGGUGCUGGGCCGAGCCCUGGCCGGCGGCACGCCGCUGGGGAAGGAUUUAGGCACGCCAGACGAGGAGGAGUUCGCCAGCCAAGCCAUGGCGUGGGCCAUCCGGUUCGCAGACGCGCCGGAGUUUUCCGUCGACGGCGGCGACAGCUCCCUGUGCACGGCCGUGGAGUGGUUAUUGGGUCAGCAUGCCUCGGACCCGGGCUUCUCGACGGUGGUCGGCGGCAACCCCCGCUCGCCGAAGAAGGUGCUGGCCGCCGCCGCGCGGGACGCCAUGAGCAUGGAGUUGCGGCGGCUGCAGACGAGCGGCCAGCGCUUCCUGCGGAACCCCCAGGGCGUGAAGCCCUUCCUGAAGCGCGGCGUCAUGGCCGCGUUUGGAUCGCCGUUCGACGCCGACCGGCCGGAGUGGCUGGAGAAGCUGCGGGCGCUGGGGCUGACGCAGGACCUCCCCUCGGCCUCCGAGGAGCGGGUGCCGAACAGUUGGCACGGCGACGAGUACGAGCCCAGUGACAAAGAGAAGGCUUUCCUGGCCGACGAGAAGAAUUUGCGCAAGGCUACGGUUCGUAUCGAAGAGAUCAUGAGCUUCGAGUACAUGCAGCACGUGGGCAACGCGAUGCUGAACUGCCUGCGGGUGGAGAGGACCUCGCAGCUGUUGCUUGCUGUUGUGUUCCCGUCUCUAGUUUCACUGUUCGUGCAGCGGGCCAACACUCCGAGUGCGGGGCCUGAGCGCGAGGCAGUGCUCCAGCGGCCAGAGGGGGCGGGGCUGCCGCGGGCGGCAGCGCUCGCCCGCCGCCUGCCGCGGGGGGCCAUGGCCACUGCGGGCAUGGCCGCGCCCGGGGCCCCGGCGGCGCUGGGUCCGGAGGCGGCGCGGCCUGACGCGAACGGGGCCGCCGUGGCGCGCAUGCGCGAGCAGCAGCGGCGCAUGCGGCUGACCCGGGAGGGGCCGCUGAACCCGGACACGAAGGACUACUGCGGCGCGUUCGUGUCGCUGGACGAGGACAACUCGUGGGACUAUCCGGGGCCGGCUGCGCCGGUGACGCCGGGCGCGGCCGUCUGUUUUGGGCGGGGGGGAGUCUUCCUCGCGAGCAGCCCAUGCGGAGCAGACCUCGAGACAAGUGACCAGCAGCAGUGUCAGCAUGUGCUGCCCGCCUCAGAGUGCCGAGUGGUCCUGGUCAGUUGCGAGAGACCAAUCGAGAAGCAUUUGAUCACGGAGAUGAUAUUAGCAGACGACCUCAGCGCCUUCGGGGUACGGAGGAGUCCCAGUUUCGCGGCGCGCGCCCCGCCGACGGGGCCGGCGGACGCCGCCUUCAAGCGCGGCUUCUCGAUCCGGGUGACCAGCCUGAGCGACGAGGCAGUGGAGUUCGACAUGGUUGGGAUCGAUCCACCGCUGGCGAACGCGUUCCGCAGGCUCCUGCUUGGGGAGGUGCCCACGGUGGCGAUCAGCGAGGUGACCGUCUACCAGAACACCGGCGUCCUGCACGACGAAAACCUGGUCCACCGCCUCGGCCUCUGCCCCAUCCGGUGUGAGCCGGACCGCCUGGAGGCCAAGCUCCCGGACAUGGAGUUCAAUGAGACCAAUAGCCUGAAGUUUCGCCUCCACACGGUUUGUGGAGAUAAGCCCCGGAGGGUUCUGUCGAAGGACCUGACUUGGGUACCGUGGAGUCCUGCUCAGAAGCAGCUGUUUGUGGACGGGGCGCCCGCGCCUGUGGCGGACGACGUCCUGAUCACUCAGCUGCGGCCAGGCCAGGAGAUAGAGCUCGAGUGUUUCUGCGCGAAGGGCACAGGGAGGGAACACGCCAAGUGGUCCCCUGUCAGCACGGCGUCGUACCGAUUGCUGCCCUAUGCUGAUCUGAGCAGGCCCAUCCUCGAUGGUGACGCCGAGAGGCUCAAGGCCACCUGCGGGGCGGGCGUCUUCGACAUAGAAGAGCUGCCCGGCGGCGGCAAGCGAGCAGUGGUCGCUAACCCCCGUAGCUGCGUCACUUGCAGAGAGUGCCUGGAGAGCUUCCCGGGCGAGGCCAUGGGGCUGGAGAUCGGGAAGAUAAAGGACCAUUACCUCCCGGCGUGUUCACCGUGGAGAGCACCGGCAGCAUCCCCGCGCCCGUGCUCUUCGAGAAGGCAGUGA
Molecule: messenger RNA, 2154 nt
Organism: Prorocentrum cordatum
Lineage: Eukaryota; Dinophyceae; Prorocentrales; Prorocentraceae
Source: the annotation of a GenBank genome assembly